Molecule: messenger RNA, 2742 nt
Organism: Cinclus cinclus
Lineage: Eukaryota; Metazoa; Chordata; Aves; Passeriformes; Cinclidae
Gene: ESYT2
Product: extended synaptotagmin 2
Exons: 24
Coding region: 1-2742 (913 amino acids)
Biological process (GO): lipid transport
Molecular function (GO): lipid binding
Source: RefSeq, a predicted model, not a curated record
AUGAGCGGGACAGCCGCUAAGCAGACCCCCGGCGCGGGGUCCGCCGCGGAUCCUGCCGCGGAGAACGCGGCGGCUGCGGACCCCGUGCCGGAGUCUCCUCCACCACUGCUGAGCGUGGACGUGACAGGACUGGUGUCGCAGUUUGCGAGGAGCUUCGUGCUGAUCUUCCCCGUGUAUGUGCUGGGCUACCUGGGGCUGAGCUUCAGCUGGGUGCUCAUCGCCCUGUGCGGGCUCUUCUGGAUCCGCAGGCACCGCGGCGGCAAGAGCUCCCGCCUGGGCCGGGCGCUCGCCUUCCUGGAGGACGAGGAGGAGGCGGUGCGGCUCAGCGUCUCCUCCGCGGAUCUGCCUGCGUGGGUGCAUUUUCCAGACACAGAAAGAGCAGAAUGGCUCAACAAGACUGUAAAACAGAUGUGGCCUUUUAUUUGUCAAUUCAUUGAGAAACUCUUCCGAGAAACCAUAGAACCAGCAGUAAGAGGAGCAAACAACCACCUCAGUACCUUCAGUUUUACAAAGAUUGAUAUUGGUCAUCAGCCUCUGAGGAUAAAUGGUGUAAAAGUGUACACUGAAAAUGUGGACAAAAGGCAGAUCAUUUUGGAUCUUCAAAUCAGUUUUGUUGGAAACUGUGAAAUUGAUUUGGAGAUCAAGAGAUACUUCUGCAGAGCUGGUGUGAAAAGUAUACAGAUUCAUGGCACCAUGAGGGUUAUCCUGGAACCACUAAUUGGAGACAUGCCCCUAAUUGGAGCGCUAUCCCUUUUUUUCCUUAGGAAACCUCUUUUGGAAAUUAACUGGACUGGACUGACCAAUCUUCUGGAUGUUCCAGGACUGAAUGGCUUAUCAGACACAAUAAUAUUGGAUAUAAUAUCCAACUACUUGGUCCUUCCAAACAGAAUUACAGUCCCCCUUGUCAGUGAAGUGCAGAUCGCUCAGUUGCGAUUUCCUAUACCAAAGGGUGUUCUGAGGAUACACUUUAUUGAAGCUCAGGACCUGGAGGGGAAAGAUACUUAUCUAAAAGGGAUUGUCAAAGGAAAGUCAGAUCCUUAUGGAAUCAUCCGUGUAGGCAACCAGAUUUUCCAAAGCAAGGUCAUCAAAGAAAAUCUUAAUCCAAAAUGGAAUGAAGUUUAUGAGGCCUUAGUGUAUGAACAUCCAGGACAGGAGCUAGAAAUUGAGCUCUUUGAUGAAGAUCCAGAUAAAGAUGAUUUCCUGGGAAGUUUGAUGAUUGAUUUAAUUGAAGUUGAAAAGGAGCGUCUUCUAGAUGAGUGGUUUACUUUGGAUGAAGUGUCCAAAGGAAAGUUGCAUUUAAAACUGGAAUGGCUCACAUUGAUGCCAACUGCUGACAAUCUAGACAAGGUGCUAACAAGCAUUAGGGCUGAUAAAGACCAAGCUAAUGAUGGACUUUCAUCUGCAUUGCUUAUUCUGUAUUUGGACUCAGCAAGAAAUCUGCCUAGUAUCUACGAGGGAAACUUUGGGUGUGGAUACUUAAAAGAGAGGAGAGCAUCGGGACUAGUCUUUUGUGAAAACACUACCUCACUCUAUAGAGCACUAUUUAAUAAUCCAUUAGAAUUUAACCCUGAUGGCUUGAAGAAGGCUGCUGUUCAGAAAGCCCUAAAGUCAGGAAAGAAAAUAAACAGCAAUCCCAACCCACUUGUUUUGCUGUCAGUUGGACACAAGGCACAGGAAAGUAAGAUUAGAUACAAGACCAAUGAACCAGUGUGGGAGGAAAACUUUACAUUCUUUGUACACAAUCCCAAAAGACAAGAUCUUGAAGUUGAGGUGAGGGAUGAACAGCACCAGUGCUCUUUGGGGAACUUCAAGCUGCCUCUGAGCCAGUUGCUAGAGAGUGAAGAUUUAACUCUGCAUCAGCGGUUCCACCUGAGCAACUCUGGUCCCAACAGCACUAUAAACAUGAAGAUUGCACUCAGGGUCCUUUCUCUUGAAAAGCAGGCAAGAUCUCCAGAUCAUCAACACUCAGCCCAAGUAAAAAGGCCAUCUCUUUCCAAAGAUGCACGAAAAUCAUCUUUUAAGCCUCAGGUUCCUGUCUCGCCAACAUCUGAUCCAAACAAGUCUGUUCCAGCAUCCCCAGUGACUGACAGCGAUAAAAAGACUGAUACAGCUGAUAGAAGUCAGCCCCCCAGUGCCAGCCCGCAGCGGCCGACAGAUCUCAGCCGCAGCUCCUCCAGUCUUCACGCCUCCAACUUCUCCUGCUCCCCCAGCCACCUGUCGGUGAAGGAGCCCACGCCCAGCAUCGCCUCGGACAUCUCCCUGCCCAUCGCCACGCAGGAGCUGCGCCAGAGGCUGCGGCAGCUCGAGAAUGGAACAACUCUGGGGCAGUCUCCAUUAGGACAGAUUCAGCUAACAAUUCGUCAUAGUUCACAAAGAAACAAACUGAUUGUAGUAGUGCAUUCCUGCAGAAAUCUAAUUGCUUUUUCUGAAGAAGGAUCCGAUCCCUAUGUGCGAAUGUAUUUGUUGCCUGAUAAGAGACGAUCAGGAAGAAGAAAAACACACGUGUCAAAGAAGACAUUAAACCCAGUGUUUGAUCAAAUGUUUGAUUUCAGUGUUUCCCUGCCUGAAGUACAGAGAAGAACACUAGAUGUAGCAGUGAAGAACAGUGGUGGAUUCUUGUCCAAAGAUAAAGGGCUGCUUGGCAAAUUAUUAAUACCUCUGGCAUCUGAAGAACUUGCUAAAGGCUGGACCCAGUGGUAUGAUUUGACAGAAGAUGGUACAAGACCACAUGGUGCAAGUUAG